AUGGACUGCAGUCUAGAUUCCCAAGAAGAAAGCCAUCAAAGAAGGGAGAAUGGUGAAGAAGCAGAAAAGACGGCUGACUAUGGAAAUGCUUUGAGUCGUAAGGAGGCAACAGAAGAGCUUCUUGGUUGUGUAGUUCAUAGUGAGGAAGAGGCAUACAGGCUGUACUGUGAUUAUGGGCAUCGAAUCGGUUUCAGUGUGCGGAAGGGCAAACAGUCUUACUUUAUUGGUACCAAGAAUAUUCGAACAAAGGAUUACUACUGCUCAAAGGAAGGGCUUAAAUAUGAUGAGCCUGUUACAGAAGCAAAUUUUAAUCGACCAGACACAAGAACUAAUUGCAAAGCAAUGAUCCGCUUUAGAGUUGAUGAGAAGGGGCGAUGGACAGUUAUACGCUUUGUUCCUGUACAUAAUCACCAGUUGGCGAAACCUGGAGAAAGGCACAUGCUGAGAUCAGCCAAAUCGCUUGCUGUUGGCAAAUCAGGUGUUAUAGAUCCAUCAGCAUCUACAGAGUCACAUCCAAUUAAUGGUUUCUCUGAUAUGACAGGUGAUGUAGCUGAGAAUUCAGGGUAUACUAUAAGGGAAUGUUACAAUCAAGUGGGCAUGCAGAGUAUAACGGUAAUUGAGGCAGGGGAUAGCCAAAGUCUUGUCAGCUAUUUCAAGCGUAGAACUAAUGAAGAAGGCAUGUUCUAUUGGGAUGUCCAAGUUGAUCAAGAAGGGCGCAUGACUAACUUCUUCUACAGGGAUGGCUCACUAAAUACGUCUCAAGCAUUUCAAAGUAUGUUUACCAAGUGUAUGCAAGGAUCUGACUCAGAAGAGGAUUUUAAGGAAUCAUGGACUGCAAUGAUCCAGGAAUACAAGCUACAGGAUAAUAGCUGGUUGAUUGACCUUUAUACAUUCCAUCGUAAAUGGUGCUCAGCAUUUAACAAAGAUACAUUUGAUGGUGGAAUUAAUUCUUCUCAGUGGGGGGAGGUUUCAAGUAAUAUUCUCAAUGGAAUUUCUGAUGAAAAUACCUCUCUUACACGUUUUGCCCUUUUGCUAGAAAAGGUUGUCAAGGAUCUACGUAGAAAUGAAUCUGAAGAGGAUUUUCGCUGUAGCCAAACUGCUCCAGUCCGUGCAAUUAAGCAUAGCACAGUUCUGAAGCAAGCUGCAGAAUCAUAUACACAUAGGAUCUACAAAUUAUUUGAAGCAGAAUUUCUGGAUGGGUGUGGAGCAACUUCAUGCCACGAGACUUCGAGUGGUGGAAAUUUAUUGAGGUUUGGAAUUACAAUGCAGGGAAGGGGCUCAAAAGUAUGGGAUGUUGUUCUUGACACUUCCACCAUGGAGAUCAGUUGUGGUUGUAGAAAGUUUGAAAGGAUGGGUCUUCUUUGUUCGCAUGCCCUCAAAGUCAUCACCCUGCAGAAUGUGGACACAAUUCCAGAAAAGUAUGUUUUGAAACGCUGGACAAAAGAUGCCAGGAGAAGCAUGUAUACACUUGCUCAGGAUGAUUCAACCCAACAGGAAUGCACAGAGGCUGAACUUGCAUAUCGCAAUCGGGCAAUGCAGUAUGCAUAUAACCUAAUUAUAAAGAGCCAGGAAGUGGAAGAAUCAAGAAAAAUAUUCUGGGAUUCCCUUGAAACUGGAGAGAAGGCACUGGAAGUAUUCUUUGAAAUGAGAAACAUGCGCACUCAAGCAGCAAAGGAUGCUAAUAAGAACGAGAAAAAGAAGAAAAAAACAUCAAAAGGACCAAACCCAAAAAAACCAAAACAAGCCCCAGGAGUUUCCUCAACUGGUCUGGAGCUGAUAGUCCAAACUAAUGAGCAUCAAUUUCAAUCUUCACAAGAUGCUCAGGGUAAUGAAACCAUUGGAAGACCAUAUUACUAUCAGGUUCAGCAGACUUUUCCAAAUGCCCCUAUCCAACCAAAUCAGAUGUACAUGCAUCCAAAUAUGCACACAGUGCCCCUUUGCACACCGCAGUUGAGGAAGUCACCAUAUACAUGGCCACAAAGGAUCUGUCUGCAUUUGCAAUACGCCCCAAUUCAACUUUUGGUGGUGCCAAGAACGUCUGAACUUCUGAAGGAUAUUAAGGUCCAGGUUCCUCAGGAUGUCAUUGGAAAACCUUAUUCAGGGAUUGUGAGUUGUGACUAUCAACUCCGCUUUGAGCUCUGUCGACCCAUUUAUGUAGGCCUGGCGGCACUUCUUCAUGUUUGGUUUGGUUCAGGGGCUCUUUCUUCUGAUCUUAGGGAAGCAGCUAUUCUGGCUGUUGCAGUGCAGCCCCUUAUCCAGAUAGCAGUGGCUUGCUAUUAA
This is a messenger RNA of Miscanthus lutarioriparius, 2280 nucleotides long. NCBI's taxonomy places the organism in Eukaryota, Viridiplantae, Streptophyta, Magnoliopsida, Poales, Poaceae. The record is from the annotation of a GenBank genome assembly.